This is a messenger RNA of Sander lucioperca (pikeperch), 1235 nucleotides long. RefSeq lists its product as uncharacterized. NCBI's taxonomy places the organism in Eukaryota, Metazoa, Chordata, Actinopteri, Perciformes, Percidae. The coding region runs from base 291 to 947 and encodes 218 amino acids. The transcript has 3 exons. The record is from RefSeq and is a predicted model, not a curated record.
GUGGAAUUAAACCUCUAAAGUGCCACUGUUGGUUGAAAUGUCAUCAUUGGUGUUAGUGAUGUUGAAGUCAGACUCUUUAUAACGUGUUUAUUUUGUCACCAGGUUCUGUCUCCUCACCCGUCAUAGCAGGGAUUAACAUAAGCAGCACUGCAGUGGUUCUACAGUGUGAGUCUGAAGGCUGGUAUCCAGAACCUGAGGUGUCGUGGCUGGACGGUGAGGGAAACCUCCUCUCUGCUGGACCUCCAGAGACAGUCAGAGGUCCUGAUGAUCUCUAUACUGUCAGCAGCAGAAUGACUGUGGAGAAGAGACCCAGCAACAGCUUCACCUGUAGAGUCCAGCAGAAGAACACCAACCAGACCAGAGAGACAGAAAUUGGAUUUAUCAUCUCAGAUGAAUGCUCCGAGGUUUCAUCAAGUUCUGCGAUUCGUAUCAGCAUUACCUUGGCUGCUGUCUUCAUAUGUACUCUGGCAGUUGUUUUAAUUGUAUGGAAAUGGCAACAAAACAAAACCAAGAUCAAUAGGUACCCAGUGGAUGAAACCGAAGCAACCGGACAUAGAGAGCAGCUUAUGACAAAAGAGAAAAUGGCAACACCUGAUGAACAGCUACAGAAGAAAGAAGUGGAAGUUAAUGCGUUAAAGAAACAGAUUAAGGAACAGGAUGAACUGGUAUUUCAAGCGUUACAGGAACUGAGAGAUAAACUUCAUCAUCAAAAGCUUGACGUGGAUAAAGACAUAGACGAAACUGAUACAAAGGUUAAGGAACUGGAUAAAGCACCAAAACAGGACAAAGCACAGGCAUAUUUUCAACUGAAAGAAACAUUUUUAGGGUUCAAAUCUAAAGUGCGCCUGAGGAAUGAAGAACAUGAACAACUUUUACUGGACACCGAUAAACUGCUGCGGAAAAUAAGGGAAAAAAUGGAGAACCACAAGGAACAAAUAAGUGUGUAAGUGGAGGAGAUGAAGAAACUAAGUUGAGGUUUGAAAGGAAACUCCAACUUCAAUUAGAAAGAGACAACUAUCAUUUAAUUCAGUCAGUAGUAUAAUUAAAUAAUUCAAACAAAAGGAUAUGAAUCUGCUAUCACAUAGAUCAUUUCAAACACUCAAUAGUAUUCUAAGUCAUUAACAUUUGAUGUUAAUGUCAAUGAUUUAGAAUGUUUUAGAUGAAAGCGAUGGAUUACAAUCCUUAUCUUUAAAUUUUUUUAAUUUAAGAUUAAUGAUUUAAUUAAAUGAUCGUUG